AUGGACAUGAUGUUCGUUGAUGUGUUCGAAACUAAAAUAAGUUUCAGUGUUGUUCUACAAGAGCAAUCUUGUUAUGUCAAUCAAUCUUUGCCAAUCAAUUACAUUAAAUGGGUUCCUUAUUUUCGAAAUUCACAAAUAGUAUCAUUGAAGACGGUGUUAGACCUUGAUGACCAUACUGAGCCUUGGACCAUCCAGGCAGAUGUCAAAUGCAAAGUUAACAAAAAAUAUUUUAAUGCUGUCUAUGAAUUUCAUUCAGAAGACAAGUUAGAAGAUUCAUUAGAUCUAUUUGAUGUUUACCAGUUGGAAACGCUCAAAGUAUUACCAAAAUCAAAAAAGUUCGAUGUGAAAGUCCAUGUAAAAGUUCAGAAAAUUGAAGGAUUACCUGUUAUGAGUACGAACUUCUUUGAUUCAUCAAAUCCAAAAGCAGAUGUGGAGAUAUGCAUAGAUGACUAUGUAUUUUAUGCUCAAAAAAAUAUAUUACGACAAUCGGCUGUCUUAGAAAAAAAAAUGAAAGAUAAAAGUAGAGUACUCAGAAACGUAUUGGGUAUGAAGAGAAUUCGACUUACCUUGAGUAAUGAGUCACCUCGAUUGUUCUUACAAAUCCUUCAAUCAUUAUAUGAAUGGAGGUUUGAACUAACAGAAAAAAAUUUGCGAAUGGUACUAGAAACAGCUCAUCGAUAUGAAGUUCCUCAUGUUAUAUCGCGGUGUGAACAAUUCAUUUUAUUUCAAAUUGACAGACAGAUGGCUAAAACACUUGAAAUGACAUCGUUUCGUCAAACAAUGAAAAGUUGGUUUUUGAAAAAUAUAUUUGUGGGGAAGGCGGAAGAGGAACUUCCACUAUUUGAUUGCUUGGUAGAAGUUAUAUGCUGGUGUGCUCACUAUUCAAUGAAACAACUACUGAAACGUUGUAUUCUGAAUUUGAAAUCAGACAAAGAGUGGAGUCAGUUGGAAUCAAAUACAGAUUUCAUGCGCUUAAGUUGGGUUUAUCAACUUGCAUGCAAGGAGUUGUUUGAGAAAUAUCAAACUUAUCAAAUGGUUGUGGGUCAUCAAGUCAGUUUCCCUCUUUAUGAAAACUGGUUGGAAAACCUGAAAGAGAAGCAUAAUUCAAGUUCCUUUCAAUGGGUUCAACAGAAUCGUCAUUUCCCUCUUAAUGAAAUAACCAAGUCAUCACGCGAAUUGGAUGAAAUUCGUCGUUCAGUUAUUGAAUCGCACCAAGUUCAGGAAGCCAUUGAUGCUGAAGUUCAAUCAAGGAAAUGCACAAGAGAUGAAGUUGUGACAGAAGUUUAUGAAAUUCUUGACAUCAUGUCUCACAAAUUUCAAUUAUCAUUUGUAAGAUUAUUUGGAUGUGCUAUAGGAAAAGGAUUACAAAAUAUAUUUGAUGGUGUUUAUGUGAAUGCUGAACAUGCUCGUAGAAUCCGUGAGAUUACAAAGACGAGGCCAGUAGUCUUUAUGCCAUCUCAUAGGACAUAUUUGGAUUUUCUAUUACUUUCAGUUAUAUGUUUUGAAUAUGAAAUUCCAUUACCAGCUAUAGCAGCUGGAAUGGACUUUAUGAAUAGUCCCUUGAUGGGAGGAGUUCUUAGACGAUGCGGAGCAUUUUUUAUGAGACGAUCUUUUGGGAAAGAUCGUCUUUACUGGGCUGUUUUCUCGGAAUAUGUUCAGAAUCAUUUAGUCAAAGCAGAUAGACCUGUAGAAUUCUUUGUAGAAGGCACUCGCAGUCGUGUGGGCAAAAGCCUUCAUCCAAAGUAUGGCUUGUUGCAAAUAGCACUUGCCCCAUAUCUUAAAGGAGAUGUCUUCGAUAUAACUGUUGUACCUGUCUCCAUGAAUUAUGACAAAAUUCUGGAAGAAUCGUUGUAUGCAUAUGAGCUAUUGGGAUUUCCCAAACCAAAGGAAUCAACAUCUGGAUUAUUCAAAGCCAGAGAUAUUUUUAAUAAGAAUUUUGGUCGUUGUUUCAUAACGUUCUCUGAUCCAAUAUCUGUUAGAGAACUGUUCGGAAAAAGACUUCAGUCGACUUCGUUUGUUAGCCAACCAAGCUCUCAGUUCGUCUUAGAAGAAAACGCCAAGAGAGUUUUACGCAAAUUUGGUCAUCAAGUUGUGAAAGCGAAUGAUAGAAAUUCGAUAAUUACUGUAUGGCCAGUAGCGUGUAUGGCUAUGCUUCAUACCCUCGAUUCAAACGAUGAUGAAGUGUUCACUUUCUCUGCUCUUCAUCAGCAUGUUAAGUAUUUGAUCGAUUUGCUUGAGAAGCUAGAUGUUAUUGUGACCAUCAACCAAAGUUUAGGUGAAGAUCUUAGUUACUACAUAAAGCUACAUGACGAUCUAUUUCAUCCAAUAGCAUACGGAGAUGAUUAUGAACUUCGUUUGAAAGAUUUUCCUAUCGAUAAGGACGGCUUUGUGGAAAGAGACAUCAUGAAAAGAGCUGUAUCACGUCUUAUACUAACAACUUAUUCAAAUGUGAUGAUCCAUGGAGUUGUGGAAAUAGGAUAUCUAGCGGUUAUAAUGCUUCAACUGGGACUGAGAAACAUUCAUGGCAUCAAAGAAAAAUUCUUCGAGCUCGUUCAGCUUUUGAAGAGAGAAUUCGUUUGUGUUCCCGAAGAGGAAGAGAAGAUGUUCGAAGAAGCUUUAACUAAAUUACGAAAAUCGUCAAUUAUUGGAGUUUCAAAUGAGAAAAUGCAAAUUAAAGGAAUUGGCGAAUUGGAAACUCUACGAGACAUUAUAAUGCCAUACAUUUGUCAUUUCCAUGUGGUUUUAAUGAGCAUUUUGGAUUCUCAGAAAGAUGCUUUAGAUAUUCCAUCUUUGGUAAAAACAACACAACAGGAAAUUGUGAGACGGUAUGAACUUGGUGUUGGCAUUCCAGUUCGUUUGUCAUUCUUAUCAACGGAGCCCAUUAAAAACACUUUUUAUACAUUGCUUGAUAUGAAAUGUUUGGAAAAGAAGGGCGAUAGAUAUACUCCCAUUGUCAAGGAUUUAGUAGAGAUUCUGAACAAAACUGCUCAAUAUACGGGUCAAAAUGGUGUAGAUGAGUUCAUUGUAGAAGAAGCUAAGCUUUAG
Molecule: messenger RNA, 3045 nt
Organism: Auanema sp. JU1783
Lineage: Eukaryota; Metazoa; Nematoda; Chromadorea; Rhabditida; Rhabditidae
Source: the annotation of a GenBank genome assembly